Messenger RNA from Carassius gibelio (silver crucian carp), 1131 nucleotides. Its product is annotated as neurexophilin-1-like. The transcript has 2 exons. Bases 1 to 756 code for a protein of 251 amino acids. Lineage: Eukaryota; Metazoa; Chordata; Actinopteri; Cypriniformes; Cyprinidae. Gene Ontology annotation, molecular function: signaling receptor binding. The record is from RefSeq and is a predicted model, not a curated record.
AUGAAUCUGGAGCACAUCGAUGAAAGUGUCAGAUAUGCCAAAGGAAAUAGUCCUCUGACCACAAGGUCUCUACAACUGGACAGGCUUAAGAGGACAAUAAAGCACCCAUGUGCUGAUUCAGAUUCAAGUCCUGAUGAUUCUGAGCAAACCCCAGCCCUCCUGUCCAGCAAACUCCAGCCAUGUCCUGAGCAGGAGCUUUGGGAUUGGGCUCCAAACCUGACGGAGACACACCCAUCUGCCCAACAAUCCAGGAAACGGGUCACAGCGAAAAGUGGAAAAGCUAAGAAGAUGUUUGGCUGGGGAGAUUUCCAGUGCACCGUGAAGUCCACAAGCCUCAACCUGCUCAUCACUGGCAAGAUCGUGGAUCACGGCAAUGGAACGUUCAGCGUUUAUUUCCGAUACAACACCACCGGAGGUGGAAACGUCUCCGUAGGGCUGGUUCCUCCAAGCAAAGUGGUGGAAUUUGAUGCAACGACUCAACAAACCGUCCUGCACUCAGUGGAGUCGAGGAUGUUUAACUGCAGGGUUGAGCAUGAGAGGGUGGAGAGAGGUACUAAAAGCACACGCUGCUGGUACGACCCGUCUCAUAGCUGUGACCAGGACCAAACUCACAGCCAUGUCUCUUGGCUCUGCUCAAAACCAUUCAAAGUCAUCUGUGUCUACAUAUACUUCUGUAGCUUGGACUACAAACUGGUGCAGAAAGUCUGUCCAGACUAUAACUACCACAGCGAGUCUCCGUACUUACCUUAUGGAUGAUCAUUUUGUCUCAUAAUGAAAGAGAAACUGAUACAUGUGUUUAUUCUAAAAUAAUUUGGCAGGUUUCCAUUUUGAACUGGUAUAGGGAAAGAUUACUAUUUGAACAUUUUGUCAAGAUUCACCUAAGUAAACAUGUUCUGAUUUGGACAUAUAUGCUAUAGUAAUAAUAUGUAUAUCUUUGGAUUGUGGUUGGCUUGAGUGUUACAUGCGUAUGUACACAAAAUGCACAAAAUUUCUCUCAAAUAUUUGCUCACAAAUCUUAAUCUGUGUUAGCGAGCACUUCUCCUUUGCUGAGAUAAUACAUCCACCUCACAUAUCAAUAUGCUGAUUGGAUAGCAUGAUUAUUGGACAUCUGCCUUAGGCUGGCCAUAAUAA